Messenger RNA from Dictyostelium purpureum, 873 nucleotides. RefSeq lists its product as uncharacterized. Lineage: Eukaryota; Evosea; Eumycetozoa; Dictyosteliales; Dictyosteliaceae. Gene Ontology annotation, molecular function: diacylglycerol O-acyltransferase activity. Gene Ontology annotation, cellular component: endoplasmic reticulum membrane. The coding region runs from base 1 to 873 and encodes 290 amino acids. The transcript is spliced from 3 exons. The record is from RefSeq and is a predicted model, not a curated record. Gene Ontology annotation, biological process: triglyceride biosynthetic process.
AUGAUCGAAACAGAAAAUUCAUCAUCUAAAACAAUAUUUCAAAAAAGGAAAACUGAAUCUUCGGGUUCUUCAAAAAAAAAAAGAACUUCAAAUAAACAUGACAAUAAUGAAACUACAGAAACUAUAGAACAAUUUUCUACCACUUCAACUUUAAAAGUAGAUAAAUUGCCACCACAUUCACCAUCAUUAGAAAGAUUUUCAGCAAUGUCAAAGCCAAGAGAAAGUAUUUUAACAACCCCAAAUGAAUCUGAUAUUGGGUGGGGAACAUUUAAUUAUAUUGCAAUUUGUUAUGUAAUGGCAGGGUUUUCAAUGAUGGCCGAUUCAUAUAUUAAUAAAGGAACUCUUGUAGAUUUUGAAUUAUUUUGGUGGUUAGUAAUUAACUAUCAGGUAUUAAUAUAUGUGACACUUGGAUUGGCAACAUGGUCUUUUUUUAAUUAUUUCUGCACCAGACAAUUUGCUAAACAUCGUAUACCAAGUGGGGUUUCAAUUUUUCUUUAUGUAUUUUGGCAAUUUGUUUGUUUUGCAGGUUCGAUCUCUUUUGUAUUAGCUCAUGAAAUGUCGCCAAUUUUAAGUGGUGGAACAGGUUUACAAAUUUGUGUAUAUUCAUUAAAGAAUCAUUCAUAUUGGCAUACAAAUUAUUUCUUGACUAAAGGUUUGGAUAAAGCAAAAAGUAAAGUGGUAAGAGUAGAUUUAACACCAAAUAUUAGUUUUAGACACUUUUUAUACUUUAUGGUUGCACCAACUUUAGUAUUUGAAACAUCAUUCCCAAGAACUAAAUCAAUAAGAUGGACCUAUGUUUUAAAAGAAUUGAUUGCUGGUGCCGGUGCAUUUUUAAUGUUUUAUAUAGUUUGUUUGUAUAGCAAUAAGUUUUAA